Molecule: messenger RNA, 1326 nt
Organism: Xenopus laevis (African clawed frog)
Lineage: Eukaryota; Metazoa; Chordata; Amphibia; Anura; Pipidae
Gene: ddit4l.S
Product: DNA damage-inducible transcript 4-like protein
Exons: 2
Coding region: 166-660 (164 amino acids)
Source: RefSeq, a predicted model, not a curated record
UCACAGUCUAGUAAAUAGACCCAAUAUUCUGCAGAGAUAAAAGGGGCAGCUGUGAUUCUAAGAGCUUAUAUUGUCCAAGGCACUACACAAGUGGCAUAGGAGACCAUACUGAAUAAAUUACACCUGAAGUUUUAAACAUUAGCUCAUAAAAGCAUUUCAGCCACCAUGGAGCCUGCUGGCUCUGACGCUUUGGAAUACCUUUCUAAUGCAAUGAAUAUCCAGGAUGCCUUUACUGUAAUGAGAACUUACCACCUGGCAUCAAUGCUAGAAAAUUGCCUAUACAAUGCAAAAUGCACUAAACUCCAUUGUACAAAAAUCCUUGUGCCCAAAGGACUACUCACAAGAGUGGCACAGGAGAUUCUCAAAUUCUCUUUAACUGAGCCCUGUGGACUACGAGGAUGCAUUCUUCACGUGAACUUAGAAUGUGGUGGCAAGAAUUUAACGCUAGAUACAUUAGCGUAUGACUCCGCAGUUGAGCCUACUUUUGAAGUGAACUUGGUUUUAAAACGAGAAAGUCAAUUAUGGGACCAUCUCAAUGACUUUCAUAUCCCUGGAACUUGGUUUCUAAGUCUUUUCAGAGGCAUCGUAAAACUUAGUCCCAAGUUCUUACUUACAAAAAACGUAUUAUACUUUUCAGUUGGCGGAAGUAAAGAUUGCUAGUCAGGCCUAGCUUCCAGUUCCUAAGUGUAUUUACCUGAUUGAUUGUGAAUAUAUUGUCAUAAAACUGUAUUUGUACUUAGCAGAUGUAAAGAGAGAUUUAUAAAUACCAUUUUUGUUUGCAAUUUUUCACUGUUAUAUUCUUACUACACAGGUAUGGAUCCCUUAUCCAAAAAACAUUAUCCAAAAAGCUCAGUUUUAAGCAAAUAAUUAGAAUUUCUAAAAAUAAUUUCCUUUUUUUAUUUAAAAAUAAAACAGUAGCUUGGCAACUAGGCUGCAUAAAAUCGAUAUUGGCAAACUUAAUAAAAUGUAAUAUUUUAUUGAUUUUAAUGAUUUUUGGCAGAUUUAAGGUAUGGUAAUCCAAAUUAUGGAAAGGCCCCUUAUCUGGAAAACCCCAGGUUCCAUACAUUCUGGUGGAUAGAUCCUUUACCUGUACAGCACAUUCUUUAAAUAGAAAAACACAGAGCAGGUUUUAUGAACACUAAGGGGCAGAGUUAUAGAAUAGCUGUAGAAUAGCUAAUUAACUAUUAGAAUAGUUAAUUCUAAUUUGAAUUUAAAUUUCCGUUUCAAAAUUCCCACUUUUGAAUUUUAACUCCCCUAUUCAAAUGUAAAUUCGAAUGAAAGAUUUAUCACACCUUGACCAUGGAAACAGAACUAAUUUGAAUAUUC